This is a messenger RNA of Rhodotorula graminis WP1, 684 nucleotides long. RefSeq lists its product as uncharacterized. Gene Ontology annotation, cellular component: peroxisomal membrane. The record is from RefSeq and is a predicted model, not a curated record. Bases 1 to 684 code for a protein of 227 amino acids. Lineage: Eukaryota; Fungi; Basidiomycota; Microbotryomycetes; Sporidiobolales; Sporidiobolaceae. The transcript has 5 exons.
AUGAGCAGCGCCCUCACCGCGUCGCUCGACCGGCUCGUCCUCAACCCGGCCCUGCACGACGUCCUCGCCAUCCUCAAGGGCGCGCGCAACGGCCUCGUGUACGGCGCCAGGGUCCGCGGCCCGCAUGCGCUCGUCAUGAGCCUCAUCUUCCAGUCUGGCCCGUGGCAGCAGCGCCUGCGGUACGUGUACCGCGCGACCAAGCAGCACUCGCUCAACCUGGCCAGGUUCGUCGCCAUCUACAAGACGGCGCUCCUCGUCCAGAAGACGCUCGCCGGCGGCAAGCAGCGCUCGAUGGACACGUUCUGGGCCGGACUCGUCGGAGGAUGGGCCGUCUUUGGCGAGAGGAACGCCGUCAACGAGCAGAUCGUCCUCUAUGUCGUCUCACGCAUCAUCACGUCGCUCCUCCCGCGCGCGACGCCCGCCGUCCCGCUCGCGCCCGCCGCGCCGGGCUCGACCGCCGCCGACGGGUUCCCGCUCCCGCCCGGCUCGCCGUACCCCAAGUCGCGCGCGCCGCACCCCAAGGUGUUCGAGGUGUAUGCGGCAGUCGCGUGGGGGCUCGUCAUGUACCUGUUCAGGGAGAGGAGGGACAGGCUCCACGGCGGCAUGGUCAGCAGCAUGCAGUACCUGUACCUCGAUUCCGAGGUGUGGAACUCGUUCAAGACGCUCCUUUGGCACAACCGCUAG